This is a messenger RNA of Hemicordylus capensis (graceful crag lizard), 6290 nucleotides long. It is a transcript of the gene MYRIP, whose product is annotated as myosin VIIA and Rab interacting protein. Bases 787 to 3570 code for a protein of 927 amino acids. The record is from RefSeq and is a predicted model, not a curated record. Lineage: Eukaryota; Metazoa; Chordata; Lepidosauria; Squamata; Cordylidae. Gene Ontology annotation, biological process: intracellular protein transport. Gene Ontology annotation, cellular component: cortical actin cytoskeleton. Gene Ontology annotation, molecular function: myosin binding; small GTPase binding; actin binding. The transcript has 19 exons.
AGAAGGGGGCGCACGCACAGGCGCGCGCGCGCACACACACGAGGAUGCGCCCUGGCUAGUUCCUCGUUCCCCACCAGCCCCCCUCCUCCAGGAGCCGCCGCUUUAUUCUGAUUGGCCGGCUGGAGUCCCGGCCAGGUGUCAGCAGCAGAAGCAGGAGGCAGCAAGGGCAGGGAAAGGAGUGCGGGAAGGGAUGGCAGCAGGGGCAGCCUCAGGCAUUCCCACCGCCGCUGCCCGUCUCGCCGCCGUGCUCAGCUGUGGCGGCGGUGCUGGGUAAGGAGGAGGACUCUGCUGCCUUGAGCCAAGCCAGGCUGGAAGCAGCGCUCACCUUCUUCCCCUGACAGGCGCCAGGCUGGUGCAGGGAAGAAGAAGAAGACGCCCCGGCAGCCACUCACUACGGCUGCUCUCCUCUUGGGACACUUGCUUAGCGCGGGAGACUCUCGCAGCUGGACACUCCGCCAACUCUGCGGUGCGGGGUGCUGGAGACCUCGAUGCGCCCCGCUGCCAGAGCUAGAGGUGGGCGGGCUGCUCCCUCCCGUGUGUGACUUUGGCUCCCUGGUAAUAGCAGCCCCGCACCGGCUCUGCCUAUGUUUGCGGAGGGGGGACAGAAAUUUGGAGGACCUGUUGACCCAGCUUUCUUCUUCCACAUCGGGAGUACGGGCGAAGAGACCUCCCCGGGGGCGAGAAUUGAUCAGUGAAGUUGCACGCCAGCUUCCAUUUUGGUGCAUCUCUCCUGGAUUAUUCGGAGUGUAUCUUUGUUAACUGAUUGCACUGCGGAUAGAGCUAACAAUGGGGAGGAAGCUGGAUCUUUCUGGCUUGACUGAUGAUGAAGCUGAGCAUGUCCUUCAGGUGGUCCAACGAGAUUUCACCCUCCGCAAGAGAGAAGAAGAUAGACUGAGUGAAAUGAAGCAGAAGCUGGACGAAGAGGGUAACAAGUGCAGCAUCCUUUCCAAGCAGCAGAGGUUUAAUGAGCGCUGCUGCAUGCGUUGUUGCUUCCCUUUUACUUUUCUCAUCAAUACCAAGCGGCAGUGCCAAGAUUGCAAAUACAACAUCUGCAAGAACUGCAGCUCCUAUCAGAGGAAGGAGAAAGCUUGGCUCUGCAAUGUGUGCCAGCAAGCUAGACUGUUAAGAGCCCAGUCCCUGGAAUGGUAUUACAAUAAUGUGAAAAGUCGAUUCAAGCGUUUUGGAAGUGCUAAAGUCCUGAGGAAUUUAUACAGAAAACAUCGACUGGAGACUGGAGCUUAUUCUGACAUACUAGAAGCAGGAAGCUUCUGUGAGGGAACCAUAGAGAAUGAAGGAAGUAUUUGUGGCAGUGACUCUACAUUCUACAGACAGAGUGAAGGACACAGCAUGAUGGACACCCUUGCUGUGGCCCUACGUGUUGCAGAAGAAGCAGUUGAAGAAGCCAUUUCUAAGGCUGAGACAUACAGUGAAAGCUUGGACAAACAGAAUGAAGCUUGUUACUUACGAGAACAUAAGGAAGAGCUGAUAGAAGAGCUUGCUACUACCAUUGUCCAGAAGAUUAUAAGAAAGCAGAAAAGCAAAACUGAGCAAGAGGAGGCUAGCUUCGAAUGGCCACAGUCCAGAAGUAGUGGCCUGACAUCGACUGCUGCCUCAGAUCAGAGCAUGCUGACUUUUCCAGGGAGUCGCAGGGGAUCAUACACAUUAUGGGAAAUGCUGGAACACAGAGCACCAUUAAGGCGAUUAGGCAGGAUCUUUUCUCAGGCUGAGAAGGCAGAAAGUGACGCAUCCCAUAAAUGGAGAUCUCAGUCGGCAUUCUCAUUGACUAAUGACGAUGCAUCAAGCAGAGACCCAGACCUUGCAUCUUCUGUGCCUGAGACUCUCUGGAGACAACCAAAAGGCCCAAUCAGGAAACAGAAAGAGCACAGACUAUCUGCAUUACCCAGCUGGAAGAGUGUGGACCAAUUAAACGAACCAACUCCUCCUCCUGUUUUACAAAGCACAGAUGGGAAUUGGGUGGCCUUGCAAAACGUCAUCUUGCCUCGCCCUCGAAUGCUUGCCAAACCAAAGAGCCAAGUAUUCAAAGCUUUGGAGAACGAAUCCAGUAUUGUAUCUGCUUAUGACGAGAUGGGCUCUGAUAGCGAAGAUGACUAUGACUGGAAUGUAGCUUUGAACAAGCUACGACGGAGGCCCAAGCAGUUGCCAAAGGACUCCCAUUACACUGAAUCCCAGUGCAAUACUGAAUGGGGUUGUGCCAAUGAGCUGUACCAGCCUGUGACCUCCCUUUCACCUGCUUUCUUUACCAAAACUGAGACAGUCUACUCUGAUUCUGAAACAUCUUCAGUCAGUUCUUCUAAGGAGGCUAGAGGAUCUAGCCAUCUUCCUUGGAUGCAAAGGAGAACUUGUAAAGAUAAGCCCAGAGAGGAAAAAGCACAAUUACAUGGAGAACUAGAUGUGAAUUUUAACCCACCAGCUACCAGUUUAGACUAUUCAGAUAGCAGCGAGAGUGAGGAAGCCUAUUAUGAUUUAGAAAAGAGAUCCAGAAGAUGGAAAAAAGGCAAGACUUUAUCAGAAGAUCUAUGCACAGGCAAAAAUCGCACAAAAGCACACAAGAAGAAUUUGAGCACAAGUCAGGUGUCUGAUGAUUUAUCAGAAACUGACAUAAGCAGCGAAGACCAACACCAUCAAACCAAGGCACACUCUAUGGAAGAAAAGCUGAAGUCAAGAUUAUACGAACUAGCUGAUAAAAUGAGUGAUAAUAAAGAAACUUCUUCAGAGGAGCUGGUGUCAGAGCCAAGAACAGAAUCAGAGAACCAGAAAUCUUGUUUAUCUUCAGAAGACAGUGGCAAGUGCAUUCAGGAGGAGCUAAAGAAGGAAAAGCAAAAGGCUUUUGAUCUCCAUCUUAAACUUCAGUUUUUAACCACAGCACUUCAGCAGAAAUAUUCCGCUGUGUCUCUCUGCAACAUAUCUACUGAGGUCCUAAAAGUCAUCAAUGCCACAGAGGAACUCAUAGCAGAAUCCACAGGACUGUGUGAUUUCUCAGCAGAUGCUUCUGAAAGAGGGAAAGGGGAAUUUCCUUUAGGUACAGACCCUAUCAGACUUGAUGAGCAACUCACAACCCUGGAAGAAAAUGUGUACCUGACAGCUGGCAGUGUGUAUGGCUUGGAGAGUCAGCUGAAUGAGCUUGAAGAUGCAGCCCGCAGAAUUAACAGCAUUACUGCAGAAUCUGACCUGGCUGACCUGGAGGACCAAGUAGCCACAGCAUCAGCACAAGUUCACCAUGCAGAACUUCAGAUUUCAGAUAUUGAGAGCAGAAUUUCAGCACUUACAGUGGCAGGCUUGAAUGUGGCUCCAUGCGGUCACCUGACAAGAAAGCGUGAUCAAAAGGAGACAAACCAGAUGCACACGAUAGACACAUCUAGACAACAGAGACGAAAGCUUCCUGCUCCACCAGUGACAGGUGAAAACAUGGAUGCUUCUCCAGUUACACCUGUUAAAACAUUUAACAGGAAUUUCAUACUCCAAGGAUCUCUGACACAAAGAACUAGAGAGAGAAAAAGUACUGCCAAGGAUUUGAUGGAACCAACUAUAGGGUCUGCGGUAAUGUACUAGAAUUACAGAAUUCUACUGCCAAUAACACACUGCCUAAGGCUGCACACUAGAGUGCCUUUAUAUAACAGCCAUUGUAUACAUCCAAUAAAAAAUGGACCCUCAAGAACCCACAAUGCCUCAAUAAUAGGGCUUUGUUUGGAUACCUCACUGAGAAAGCUGUACAAGUCUUCAGCAUUGUGGUCUGCUGUUGGAAACUCUGCCUUAAAGUUCGCAUGAAACUCCAGGAAGGACAUUGAGUUUCAUAUAAGCAAGGCUCCACAUUUUAAGAUGCACUUUUCCUCACAUUGUCAAUUGUACUAAAGUAUGUUGUCUUUCAAAUACAGUAUGUUUUUGUAUUCUUAAAUCAUUCAUUAACUGUCACUCUGUAGCUCAUGUGAAGGUCAAGGAAAAACUCAAAUCAUCCAGCCACAUGUGAUCCACAUAUGCUGGGCGCUUACAUACUCAUAUUAUGUCUUGUUGAGCAAUAAGAAGAAUAUCAGGAGUAGCUAUUAUUCCUGAAGCAAGUUGUGUAGAGGGAUGGCCAGAGAAGAGAAUUAUUGUAUGGCUCUGACCUGGUUGAAGGAGUGAUUUUUCCAUUUGAAUUCCACCAUGACAUACUCUGCUAGGUGCCGUAUGAGUGUCAUAAGGUCUUAGGUCUUAUAUCUAAGAGGAUAUGUUGGCUGGUUAGACUUUAACCUAGAUGAAUCUCAAAUCCCUUCCAUUAUUUAACAGCAAACCCAAUUAGAUGCCCAGAUGAAUUCCCAGCUGAAAUAAAUUAUAGCCUUUCCAUUGCUAGAAUUGACAUGGGACUCUACGGCUUAGAAGUCUAGCCCAGUAGGCAACAUUCAAAUUAUUAUAUAUACUUGCUCCAUCUCUGAAUCCACUGAUAACGAAAUCUUAAGUUACAGUGGUGGGCUAACUACAAAGUAUACACAACUCACCUUGCUUACAGGAGUGACUUUUUAGAAGUGCAUAUAUGCCAUUUAAAGACCAGAUUUUGAUAGUAAUUUUUACCAGAAGUUAAUGUCGGGUCCUGUGCUCCCACCAGAGUGGGCAGAAGAGACUUGGGGGCUCAUAGUCCACAGUCCUGAUUUCAGGGAAUGGGUGCUUUGUUCAGUGCUUUUGAUCCUAGAUGAGUGAGAUCCUUCACUCUGUACAGGUCACUGUCCGGUCCAUGUGGCUGGCAAAGUCCAGAAUAACUUGGUGGCUUAUCAAUUGACUUGGCUGAGCAUGUGAGCAUAAAAUACAGACAGCAAUACUGAGCACGUUGGGACUUAUCUGAACAGCAAAGUUAUGUUUCGAUGCAGCAAACUCUACAGUAGUCAGGGCUGAGUCCCGAGAACGAUCAAAAGAAAGCAGAUUCGAAGUUCAAAAUUUGUCUAAAUGCAACCAAAGGAAUAAGCUCCCUUUAUUUCUGUGCAAACUGAGUUAAAGACUCAGAUGCUGAACAAAGGUUCGUCAUGCUGCAUAGAUGCUUGUGCCCUUGUGCUCUGUUAUAGCACAUUCUUAUACAACUAAUGUGGCCAGGUUCAAUGCUGACCCCUGCUAGCUCAUUAGAACCUCCAGUUCACCCAUCGCAUGAAUUAAAAGAGUAAAAAAACCCCUCACACUUUCACUACUCUUUAAUUAUAAGAAUGAGAGGGCGGUUAAAAAGAGGCAAGUGGUUUUGAGUAAGUACCUGCAGUGUUAGUUUCAUUUAAUUCUAUUGGAUUUGUGUAUUGCCAUGCUCUUAUCUCAAAUUCCUAUGGACAUGUGCUCACAUUUCUCUUUGACUGCAGCCAAAAUGAUGCCUUCACAUACGUGCAUGAAAUCCUUACUGUCUUUUAUAGACUUGGCUAAUAUGCUGGCAGAAUUUUGUCUGCAGUGUAUAAAAAUCCAUAUAAUAUACCAUCUAGUGAAGGCUUUUGAACAAAAUUAGUGGUCUAAUACAAACAACUGUAAUUACUCAGUUUCCAUUCACAUGACUCUUUCUGAGCUUGUCCAAUACAUUCCCAGAUUCUUGUUUCUGCAGGUCUGCGUGUUAAUGAAAUGUCAGUCAUGAUGGCUGGUCUACAUAGUUGUCCAAUGAUACUAUUAGCUAAUACUGUGUAUGUAAUAUUGAAUCAGACAUGACUAAUUUUAAUAGAUAACUCUUUGGCUUUUGUUCUGUUGGUGUGAUAUAAAACAAAACUGAGUUUGGAAUAGAAUGUUUUUCCAUAAGAGGCAUGAAAAGCAACUACAGCUGUGUUCAAAUGUUAAACUAUUCAGUCUUCUUUGACAAAAACGUGUACUGUGUAGGCAUUGCAAAAAAAAAGAAAAAAGAAAAAAAAACCAGGAAAAAAAGAAAAAGAAAAAAAAGAAACUCCCUCCUGUUGUAUGGCAUUUCAAUUUUUACUAAAGUUUACUUGUGCCAAAUGUGCAAAGAUUUAAUUUACUGUUUUAAAGAAAAUCAUAAACAAUGUAUAUGUUAUAGCACACAAAGAAUUAUUUUGUCAUCAAGUGAUUUCAAUCCUUAGUGUUAAUAUUUAUAUUUAGAUUAAUUUUUUUAUAAAUGAAAAAUAUUUUAAUGGUUAAAACAAAUGAAGACAAUAGAACGAGCUGUUUGAUUCAGUCUGAGUGGAACUUAAUGCUUGCCUUGUUGUUGUUAUUUGCAUUCUUGCCAGGAAUUAUUGUCAAGAGAAAUGAUAUAAGAGUAAAACAAAUGAUUUAUGGAAAAAAUGGCUUUUGGGGACCUUGAUUGAUAAAGAAAACAUAUAAUAGAA